GGACGGACACACAUGAACCGGAACUUUAGUCAGCGUAACGUUUGAAAAGCUGCGGACGGUCUGUUGUCGGCUUUAUGCGAUUUCUUCACAAUGUCUGCUAAAUUGAAUGCUUUGAACAGCGAUUCUUACGUUGAUAUUAGUCAAUACAGAGACCAACAUUUCAAGGGGAACCGCUAUGAUCAGGAGAAGCUGCUGAAACAGAGCCACACUUUGUAUGUUGGGAAUCUCUCCUUUUAUAGCACCGAAGACCAGGUCCACGAGAUCUUUUCGAAAAGUGGAGAAGUGAAGCGCAUCGUCAUUGGCCUGGAUAAAGUCAAGAAGACAGCCUGUGGAUUCUGUUUUGUAGAAUACUAUACACGUGCUGGUGCAGAAAAUGCCAUGCGCUUUAUUAAUGGCACACGGCUGGACGACCGUAUCAUCAGGACAGACUGGGACGCUGGCUUCAAGGAGGGACGGCAGUACGGCCGUGGCAAAUCUGGAGGACAGGUGAGAGAUGAGUACAGGCAGGACUAUGACCCUGCCAGAGGCGGCUACGGUAAGCUAGCUCAGCAGCAUCGCUCCACAGAGGCACGUAAUAGUUUUUAGGCUGAACUCCACCACAACAGUCCGCCUGGAUUACACAGAGCCACACCCUCAGUCCUGGACCAGAUUCAUUCUCCAAUGAUGCCAAUUCUCACCAUGCUACCACAGACUGUUUGUCCCAAUUCUACCAUUUAACUCUACAGAAGAUCUGCAUGGACCACCAGAACAUUAGGAACUGCUAUUUAUUUUGUUUGUGCUCUGAUUGCUUCUGACUUUCAUCUCUGCAAUAGGUCUACAUGGUAGCAAAAACUAAACCUCAACGUCCCUGUGUGAUAUUUAGUGAUAUUUUCAUUACAGUAAAGUUUACAGGCUGGACAGGCUCUUAUUACGUGUAGGGACUGUGUUGAUAUAGUAUCAAAUAUCAAGACAACAUGAUUUAGUUGAGUCUGCAUGUCAGGAAGCAUUCUGUUAUCAUCUUACUGAUUUCCAUGAAUGAAACUGUUUCCCAAAUUGGGUAUACUCUUUAAAAUAAAGAUUCUUUUGACAUUUUUAACAAACCAAAA
Messenger RNA from Centropristis striata (black sea bass), 1085 nucleotides. RefSeq names its product nuclear cap binding protein subunit 2 (gene ncbp2). NCBI's taxonomy places the organism in Eukaryota, Metazoa, Chordata, Actinopteri, Perciformes, Serranidae. Gene Ontology annotation, cellular component: nuclear cap binding complex. The coding region runs from base 91 to 585 and encodes 164 amino acids. The transcript is spliced from 5 exons. The record is from RefSeq and is a predicted model, not a curated record. Gene Ontology annotation, molecular function: RNA cap binding. Gene Ontology annotation, biological process: mRNA cis splicing, via spliceosome.